UCCCCCUUGCUUGGCGCCUGCGCUCUAGUCCCUAGAAGUUUGCCUUUGCUUCUCAUUCCCUCCCUCAUCUCCCCUCUCAGAGAAAACAAGGAGGGGGGGGGGGCAAAGUUGGGAGGAGAAUGGGGAAGGGAAAGGAAAGGGGGUGUGACACCUGGGAGGAGAUCAGGCCCUCCUCCCUCCUCUCACACCCCCCUCCCGGCAUUGAAGUUUUCCCAGCAAGACCACAUCUCUGCGCCUUGGAGAAAAGGGAGAAAGCUGUAAGCCCCUCUCAAGCUGCUUGAAGUCAAGGGAUUUUGCAUUGUUUUUGCAUUGAAUUGUGUGGAGAGGAAGAAGAAGGCAGGGCUGAGUGGAGCCGACAAGCCUCAGCAGCUCAGAAGAGCUGGAAGUUAUGGGACUUCAGCCUUCACCUGCCUGAAAAGUUGUCUUCCCAGGAAAUUUUGAAACUUUUUCAUCGCCAGAGAUGAGGGAGAGAUCCAGGUUUACCAUGGUGGGCCUACCUGUUCUCGUAUUCUUGUGGACCAUUAAAGGUGCCUUUCCUGCUCAUUCUCACUGGAAGCCAACCUGGCCAUCCUACAGAGUCCCAGUCGUUGUGCCCCAAUUGACUGUGAAUUUGGACAAGCCGCAGUUUGACGCAGAAGCCAAACUAGAAGUGGUAUCACCUUGUGGUCCUUCAUGCCACAAAAGUUCUCCAUUGCCAACUUAUGAAGAGGUGAAGGACUAUUUGUCCUAUGAGACCUUAUAUUCCAAUGGUUCUCGCACAGAGACAGAAGUUGGUAUCUACAUCAUUACUGGUGGAAACACUGGGGCACAAAGCAGAUCUCGGAGAAAAAGACAAAUCUAUGGAUACGACACAAGGUUUAGCAUUUUCGGCAAGGACUUUUUGCUAAACUACCCCUUUUCCACUUCUGUGAAGUUAUCCACAGGCUGUACUGGAACACUGGUGGCUGAAAAGCACGUCUUGACUGCAGCUCAUUGUAUUCAUGAUGGAAAAAGCUAUGUCAAGGGAGCCAAGAAGCUGCGAGUGGGGUUUCUGAGGCCCAGACUGAAGGAUGGUAGCAAGGGGGCGAAUGUCAGCAGCUCUCCCGACCCACACAAAAUGAAAUUCCAGUGGAUCCGAGUGAAACGGACCCAUGUCCCCAAAGGGUGGAUCAAAGGGAAUGCCAAUGACAUUGGCAUGGACUAUGAUUAUGCUCUGUUGGAACUCAAGAAACCCCAUAAGCGAAAGUUCAUGAAAAUAGGAGUGAGCCCAACAGCAAAACAGUUGCCUGGGGGAAGGAUCCACUUCUCAGGCUAUGACAAUGAUCGGCCAGGCAAUCUGGUUUACCGUUUCUGUGACGUCAGGGAUGAAACGUAUGAUCUCUUGUACCAGCAGUGCGAUGCCCAGCCAGGGGCCAGUGGUUCUGGGGUUUAUGUGCGGAUGUGGAAGAGACAGAACAACAAAUGGGAACGUAAAAUCAUUGGGAUAUUUUCUGGACACCAGUGGGUGGACACCAAUGGCUCCCCCCAGGAUUUCAACGUGGCUGUACGCAUUACCCCUCUCAAAUAUGCACAAAUAUGUUACUGGAUCACAGGGAACUAUCAGCACUGCCGGGAUGGCUAAAGACAAUGAACAUCCCAUGGAGGCCUUGAUUGGUUAUUGGGGGAAAUCAGACUCCUGUAUUGCCAAUGUGCACAAUUCUGUUUUAUGAAUACCAGGAUGCAAGAUGUAAUUGGGAGGUCCAUCUUACUAUUUGUGAAGGUCAUGUGUGUUAAAUAGCAGGUCCAGCUUGAAAAUUUAACAAAGACUGGGCUCAACUCUGACAUUAAGAAGCUUUGGCUAUGGGGUGGGGAGUAGGGGGGCUUGCUGUGAACACUUUCCAUGGUUCAACUAGUCUCCAGGAUCAGAAGGGUUCUGAGAUUUAGUGUAAAUUGUAGAAGAGCUAUCUCUGAUGCAGAACCCGUUUUGGGGUUCCAUACCAAAGAUAGCUGAUUUUAUUGUAAGCCACUCACUGAAUUAAGCAUAUUUUAAUAAGUAAGAACUCAUCUAAUGUUCAGAUUAAGUCCUAUGUGGAAUCACUGUCCUAUUGUCGAGGUAGCCAUCAAUUGCCAUGGUCACUGUCUGCUGAUGACCUUAAUCUCUUUCCUUUUGGCUGUCCUCAUUCUUAUGUUAGCUUUCCCAAUUCUCAAAUUUAACAUGCUGCAAUGAUCAGAAUGUAUGUAUUUGACCUUUGCAAUCUUCCCUAAGGCAGAUCUGUAUCCAUCAGUAGGCACCAUGGAUAUGUCAAUCCUCAGGCCUACCAAAUUGUAUGGUGCUGAUAGAGACUCCUCCAUUGCAAGGAUGUUCUAAUAGCUUUCUUAUGUGUUAUGCCACUAUUCUUUGUGCAUUUCCAUUCCCAUGUCAACUGAAUUUUUCUUGAGCUGAUACAACUUGUUUUAGGUGCCAAAAAAGACUUAAGAGAUUGCAACUGGAGCCAGUGAAUCUACUCCAUUUGAAUCACAGAGGAGCUAUCCAAGGUGCUGAACUCUACCACCUAUCAAACCUAGCUUCAGCACCUUGAAUAGCAGCCUUAGCAUGCAGAUUAAAACCUGGAACAGAGUCACAAACCCCACUAAUGUUGUAGCCACCUUCUGCAUCUGCAUCAAGUGGAUCAAAUGCCAUCAACUGAUGCUUUGAAGUAGCGGCUUUAGCAAAAGAUAUUUCACUUUGAAGAACAUGAGUGCAACGUGAAGAAACCUGAAAUACAUUUGGUUUUAGCAGCUUUGACUGUUUUUUUUUCCAAGAAGCUCUUAUGUGCAAAGCUGGGAACCUGCCAUGAUUCUGUGGGAAUGCAGAAUAGCUGAAGAACAUGGCAUUGUCUUGCAUUUAGUUACCUAAGAAUCUCAGGGUAAUUUUCUAAGUGAAUCCACUCACUUUAUUUACUGCACUGACUUUAACAAAGUUGCUUCCUUAUACAAGUUAGUUUGGCUCCAGCUGAUGGAGAAAGUUGGAAGUAAUCACAGGGACCUCUCUGUCUACUUCCAUCUUGGCAGGGUAUGAGAAAUUAGAUCCUCUCAGUCUCCUAAAGACUCUUAGCUGUGCCAGAGGACUGGUGGGAAAAGUAAAGAAAGAUGUCUAUUUCUUUGCGCACAGGCCUUGGGAAAGUUUGAGGCAACAGAAGAGAACACACAUUAAUUCCUGACAACCUGAAUAAUGACAUAAAGGAUGCAAACUUAUGUACACUAUACAAGUUUUUAGUGUUAUGAGUGCAUUGUAAGUACAGGUACUAUUGUCAGGUAUUAUGAGAGGCAUCCAGUCUUGGGUAGGUUCUAGCUAUUCUGUGAGAAAAGGAUUAAUCUCCCUUUCCCAGCUGCAUGCCUCUCCAGAUGUGCUGGAUUCCAGCUUCCACCAUCUCUACUUGGCACACACUGCCUGUGGAUAAUAGGAAUUAUAUUCCAACUCAUUUGGAGACUGCAGGUUGGAUGAUAUAUAUCAGCUGCCUGACAAUGUCCAUUUUUUUUGGAAGAGUAGCACAUCUUUUGGUACUCUUUGUGCAUUUCCAUUCUUUGUGGACUGACGAAUUCAAACCAUGGCCUAAAUUCUGUUUUUAGACCUAAACAGAGUAGAACAAUUGAAUCAAUUCAAUUUGCCUAUGCAUUUACUCACCAUUCAAUAAUUGAUAAAAUUGACCUAUUUCAUUGGGACUAAAAGAAAUCCAUUUUAUUGGGAGAGCCAGAUUAAGUAAGCCUAUUUUGCAGGGAUUAUCCAAAUGGCCAACAGCAAGCCAGGAGCCAAUAUGCCCCCCCCCCCAUGGUUGCCACAUACUGAAGUCACAACAGUAGACCUUUGAUGAAGAAAAAGUGAUGCUUACCAGAGUCUUUGGCUAAUAAUGAUUAGGCAAACUAUUCGAGUGACCGAAACUAGGCAACCAAGUUCAAAAUAAAUUAAUAGUUGUUCUUCUCCUUUCCAUGUUGGCAGACCAUCUUUUCCCACAGAAACAACAUCUCCAGGUCUUUGCCACUUGAUACCCAAACAUUGCUUGGGUUUGUUUUUGUUCCAUUACAAAAGAAAACAUUAAGAUGCUAUACUUUGCAGCCUAAAUGUUUGUGCCACUGGAGUUUCUAAGGCUUUAGAACUGUGGGUUAGGCUGCCUUUAAGCAUUUAUCUGUCUUCCAUUGAGAAGAAGAACGCUGUCAGAAGAAAUGUUGUGCUUUGCAAGAUGUGGACAGACUACUCAUUUCCCCUCCACCUUCCUCUGUGUAAGUGUGUGUGUGAGAGAGAAGAAGACACACACACACAUGUAUAUAUAUUUAGAUUCAGCAAACCCAUGCUAGGCACCUUUCUUGAUCCCUCUUUGGCACAGAAUUGCAAAGGAGUUGGGAGGCAUUCUAAAUAGCAGUGGAGGAAAGAAGAUGCUUCCCUUGUGUAAUCUAUCCCCAGAUGGGAUUCACUGAUAUGUAUUUGUCACAUCAGGAUGAAAAACUUACAUACACGCAGGUCUGGUGUCAGUAUCCUGGAUCUACAGCCAAUGAUGGCCUCUUGUUCCUUGCCCUUCAAUGGUGAGCACUGAAAUGCAAUAUUCCACAAGUUCUACCAUCACAAUAAUAUAACAAUGCCCACCACUGAUGGCCAUCAUAUUUUACUAAUUAUGUUUGGCUUUUAAAAAUCUAUGUACAUUACCUCAAAAUGACAGAGUUUCUAGAGCAUUGUAUUUUGGGAAAACUAACCAUAGUAGCCAAAAGGGCUCUUUAGACCAUUUGAUGCCAAGAAUCCCCUAAUCUAUGUAGGCCAGGCAUGGACAAACUUUGGCCCUCCAUGUGUUUUGGAUUCCAACUCCCACAAUUCCUAACAGCCUACCGGCUGUUAGGAAUGAUGGGAGUUAGAGUCCAAAACACUUGGAGGACCAAAGUUUGCCCAUGCCUGGUGUAGGCAGUACUGCCUCCAGAAGUGUAUUCUCAACAGAGUUUCGCUUAGGAGAUCUGGAACAGAGUCAACUGACAAGUUGUGCAUUGCUUUGCAGAUGAUGUCAAAUGGAGCUACAAUUUUUCACCAUGGCGGAAACAGUCCAAAUCACUUAAAAUCAGAAAGUAUGCAGAUAUUUUUCCAGUAGUGGUGUGUGUGUAUCAAAAAUCCUUCUUUCCUGGUGAUGUCCCAUGGUGCUGAUAUGCCCGCUUCAGUGGUGCUGUUUUGUUUCUCAAGCUAGAAGUACCCAAUGAUGUGUCCCAGAUGUAGCUUUCAGACAUAUUGGAUCGAUCAUCAGGGCUGUUUUUUAUGUGUUUUGAUGCACUGGCUCAUGCUUCAAAAAGAAUUUUGAAAAAACACCCUCACUCCAUCCUUGGUAUAUUAUAGUAACAGAAUCUGCCUCCAGUUUUUGUCAGUGUCUAAUUUCUCUGUCUGUUUACUUGGCACACCUAUUUUUGAAUGUAUUGUGGUCAAUUCAGAGAGUUAAUGGAACUUUUAAUGCAAUGAAUUGUGUACAUAUUUAUGUAUGUUUGCCAGAGAUCGAACCAUUCAUUAUAAUUCUACUUAUUUUGUAAACAUGCUCAAAUACAGCACAGUUUUGUCA
Anolis sagrei ordinatus is the source of this 5522-nucleotide messenger RNA. It is a transcript of the gene PRSS23, whose product is annotated as serine protease 23. The record is from RefSeq and is a predicted model, not a curated record. Lineage: Eukaryota; Metazoa; Chordata; Lepidosauria; Squamata; Anolidae. Gene Ontology annotation, biological process: proteolysis. Gene Ontology annotation, molecular function: serine-type endopeptidase activity.